GGUGGCAUUGAUGGACGGGUGGGUAGGUGUUUGAAUUGGGCAGAUGGCUGGGUAGAUGGAUGGGAUUAGUGGGUGAUUGGAUGAAUGGAUGGGGGGACAGAGGGGGAGUGAGUGGGUGGUUGAAUGGAAAGAUGGAUGGAUGGGUAGAAACCAGGUUUGGGUAGAGGGCUCAGAAAGGCUGUCUUACUGUCCUUUUAUAGGAAAGGUGAUUACUAAUGUAAUAUAUAAGGAGAAGUGACCCAGCCGGCCAAGAGUCCAGAAACCUGGGUCUCAGCGUUAACCUUGAUCCUCUUCAUGGCCUCUUAUCUGUAACAGACUGACUGGCUGAAGCUGUGCAGAGAAACAGAGGAGGUGGUGGGACACACACUCACCUGGGGUGCUGCUCCUGUUGUUGUUGCUGCUGUUGUUGUUGUUGUUUGGUUUCUGGCUUUCUGUCCUCAGAUAAGUUAACUGAGUACCAGCCAGGCUGUAAGGAGAGGCAUACUGGGUCCCAAUCCAAGCUGCUCCCAUUGUGCUAGGGCAAGACAGCAUGCUUCAGGGAGAAAGCAUGCUUCAGCAUGCUCUCUGUCUUCGAGAUCCCAAGGAGUCGUGGCCAGUAUUUCACCACACCUAGCAGCCCAAGCUAGCCUGGAACUUGCCUUCUUGCUACCUAGCCCCCUGUGUGCUAGGGUUGCAGAGCGGCAAAACAGUGUUGGCCAACUUUCUCACUGAAUCUUCGGACAUCACUGAAUAUAACCCAACACAAGGUGUGAGGAUCCUAGAGUUUGAGAACCCACAUGUCACCAGCAACAACAAAGGCACGGGCUGCGAAUUCGAGCUCUGGGACUGUGGUGGCGACUCUAAGUUUGAGUCCUGUUGGCCCGCUCUGAUGAAGGAUGCUCAUGGAGUGGUGAUCGUCUUCAAUGCUGAUAUUCCAAGCCACUUAAAGGAAAUUGAAAUGUGGUAUUCCUGCUUUGUCCAGCAACAGUUCCUCCAAGACAGUCACUGCAUGCUUGUGGCCCACCACAAACCGGGCUCCGGAGGAGAAAGGGGCAGCCUGGCUUUGUCUCCCCCCUUGAACAAGCUGAAGCUGGUGCACUCAAACCUGGAGGAAGACCCUGAGGAGGUCCGGGUGGAGUUCAUCAAGUAUUUAAAAAGCAUCAUCAACUCCAUGUCAGAGAGCAGAGACCGCGAGGAGAUGCUCAUCAUCACCUAGUGUCCCAGUGCCACCGCCUCCCAAAGGACGCUGACUAACCCCACCCAGCCGCUGACGCACCCUUCUCCUCUAGAAGGCUCCAGGAAGAUCAGGCAUGGUGCCACACACCUGUGAUCCCAGCUCUCAGGAGGCUGAGGUGGGAGGAGGGUUGAGAGUUCAAGGCCAGCCCUGGCUGCAUAGGAGCGCUUAUCUCCUCCCUUCUCCAGAAGCAAAAAGCUGCCCUGCUUGCCUGUCUCAGUUGUCAUGCAUAAACAUGUCCUUCCUUCCGGCAGCCCCUAGCACUGUGUUUUCAGGCUGAGCUGUUCACUGGUGCUUAGUGGGAUGAAGUGGCCUAAGGCAGACAGGUGAUGUGAUCUCUGCUGUCCCCAAGGGCAGUGAGGGAACACGUGAUCAAGCUGCUGCUUUCGGGCUUUGCUGUCAAAGAAUCAAUAAUGGGGACAGUGAGAUGGCUCACUUGCUGCCAAGCCUGACAACCCCACUUAAAGGUGGAAGGAGAGAGAUCUGACCCUACAGAGUUGUCCUGUCUCCACUGGUAACAUGGCACCCCCACAACACACACACACAAUAUAGAAUGGUAAAAGGGAUCUGGCUGGAGAGACGGAUCUGCGGUCCAGAGUGCUUGUUGCUCAUGCUGAGGUCCUGAGUUCAGAUCCCAGCACCCACACUGGGCAGCUAUGAUUGUAACUCUAGUUCCAGGAGAUCCAGGGCCUUCCUCUGGCCCCAGGCUACCUCCCACAUCAGCAUAUGCUCACACAGACCGUAUUAGACACGUUUCUGCUGCUGUGAUAAAACACCAUGGCAAGGCAGCUCGUAGAAGACUUUAUUAGGCUUACAGUUUCAGAGAAGUAGUAGUCCAUCAAGAUAGGGAGACAUGGCAGCAAGUGACAGGUGUAGCUGUAGGGACAGGAAACUGAGUCUCAUACCGAACUACAAACACAAAGCAGAGAGAGCAGAUGGAAUGCCAUCAGUCUUUGAACACUGAAAGCCCACUGCUGCUGACAUAACUCCUCAAGCAAAACCACACCUCCUAAACCUCCGAAACUGCCAUCAGCCGGGAGCCCAAGGCUCUGAGGGCCAUCUCAUUCACACAAACACAAACAUAAAUCACUUAAAAAAUAACAAAGGGGCGGGGCGAGUUGUGCUGCUCCACAGUAGACCAUGUGCUUAGAACCCCACUCGGGUUAGAGGUGUGCUUUAGAAACACCACUAGCUUAGCAUGUAGGGGACUUUUGAUUCCAUUUCUAGAACUGAAAAGAAAAAAGUCAGUACAAAGUAUCUUUAUAAAGGAAUGCAAAGGGCUAGGAGAUGGCUCCUUUGGUAGAACCCUUGGCUUGCAAGCAAGAGGACCUGAGUUCAGCCCCCCCCCCCAAACCCGUGUGAAAGAUCUGGGCACUGUGGCAUGUCCUAAGAUCCUGGCACCGGGGAGGCAGAGGCAGGUAGAUCCUUUGGCUUGCUGGCCAGCCAGCUUAUGCUAGUCUGUGAGCCACUAGCUUAUGGAAGACCUUUUCUCAGAAAUAAAGAUGUGGUCUGGUGAGA
Mus musculus (house mouse) is the source of this 2731-nucleotide messenger RNA. It is a transcript of the gene Ift22, whose product is annotated as intraflagellar transport 22. The record is from RefSeq and is a predicted model, not a curated record. Gene Ontology annotation, cellular component: intraciliary transport particle B; intraciliary transport particle A; cilium. Lineage: Eukaryota; Metazoa; Chordata; Mammalia; Rodentia; Muridae. The transcript is spliced from 5 exons. The coding region runs from base 869 to 1195 and encodes 108 amino acids.